This is a messenger RNA of Didymodactylos carnosus, 521 nucleotides long. NCBI's taxonomy places the organism in Eukaryota, Metazoa, Rotifera, Eurotatoria, Philodinida, Philodinidae. The record is from the annotation of a GenBank genome assembly.
GAGGUCUGAAAAUAUCGUAAUCGGACUCAGCGUACUCGAAAACCUAUGAAACUUUAAAAAAAGUAAUAUUUGUCACCUUAAAACCUUCAAAACCCUCAAGAUUCUCUAGAAAACCAAUUUUCUGAGCACUAUAUCGGCUGAAAAAGUGUUUCAGAGGAAAGAGGACUUGCGAAAACUUAUAAAUCUGGUGUUUUGAGUGAAAUAGAUCAGUUUAAAGCCAAAUGUCCACGUGCCUACUGAAAAUUCCGCACUGUGAACUGAUUGAAGCAACUUAGGUCAAUUUGAUGGAUGAAUAUACACCAAAUGAUCAUAAUAUGGCUUUACGUUUUAAUGAACAUGAAUAUCAACAUCAUGUCGCUGAAGAAAGUCAAGUUCAUUUACGACGACGCAAGAAGAUUCGUGAUGAAAUUGAUAUUAAACUUUUCUUGCUCCAUGAUGAGCAAAAGAACAACAAACUGAACGAUGCUCAAUUAGCAAUAAAAUGUGGUCGAAUUGUGAAGACACGGUUAUUCAAAAAAUAA